CUUUGGUGGGGACGGAUGCAUGCUCGAGCCCUCGCGUCUGCAAGUUUUUGUUGUUGUUUUGUUUAAGAUUUAGGCUUAAAUGCACUUUUGACCCCCCUAUUUUCAUUAUUUUUAACUUUUGAACCCCCUUUUACAAAACUCAGCCUUUCAGUCCCCAAACUUACUUACUUUUGGCAAUUUUUGAGCCCCCCACCAGAAUUGCAUAUGUGGAGUGUUUUAGUGAUGACAUGGAAGGGUGACCAAGCUGCCACGUAAUAUAAAUCAUUUAACCCAAUAUUUUUAAUUAUAUUAUUCCAAUUUAAUAAAUGAUGAAGUUUGUUAAAUGGAAUUUGUGUUUUUUGAACCCUAAAAUUGAAACGAGUUCCUCUUCUUCCCUUCUGCUUCUUCCCUUCGUCUUCUUACCUUCGUCUUCUUCCCUUCUUCUUCAUUCAUUGUUCUUCAGUUAGGGUUGGAAUCGCAGCAAAGCUCCUUCUUCUCGUUCGACCAUGUCCCGUUGUUCUGUAGCAAGUAAUCGCAGCAAAGCUUCCUUUGUCCACGGAGAAUGCAGAUGUGGUCUGGAUGCACCCUUGAUGACUUCGUGGACAGAUGCUAACCCAGGACGCCGUUUUUAUGGGUGUGGGAUGUACAAGAUCCAAGGGUCCAAACGAUGCAACCAUUUUGUUUGGUACGAUGAAGAGAUGGGAGCAAGAGCAAAGGAUAUGAUUUCUACACUAAAUCAGAGACUGAAUAGUGCAAAGGUGACUAUUGAAGAAGGGAAGAAAGUAGAAGAAGAGAUGAAUAAGCAGAUUAAGGAUUUGAAAAUAAAGAUCAAGAAUUUGAAGAUUUUGAUUGUUAUUAUUCUUGUGUGCAGUGUUGGUAGCAUUAGUAUUAGGUUGUUGUAAUCUGUAUGUUGCAAGACUAUUGUAAUGUGUCUGCAAGUUUGAAUGUUAGAUGUUAUUUGUUAAGUCAAUACCAAAUUGGUGGUCAAUACCAUCUGUUAUGCAAUCUCAAUGUUAUAUGUUAUCUGUUAAAUCAAUAUCAAUGUUAUCUGUUUAUCAUUGUUAUCAGUCCAUACCAAAUAUUGAACAUACUUUGAACAAAAUCUUCUUCAUGUAAUCUGUACUUUUGAACAAAAUCUGGACCUGUAAUAUGUACAUAUCUGGACCUGUAAUAUGUACAUAUUUGGACCUGUAAUAUUACCAUAAUUGGACCUGUACAAAAUGUAAUCCAUAGUUAACCAUCACACUUCUACUAGUUUACCAUAAUUGGACUUGUACAAAAUCUGUACAUAAUUGGACCUGUAAUCCCUAGUUAACCAUCACACUUCUACUAGUUAACCAUAACUGUACAAAAUCUAUACAUAAUACCAAAUGACAGAAUUGCAAUAAUACCAUUUGACAGUAAUUGAAAUAUAUACAUAAUACCAUUUGACAGUAA
Vicia villosa (hairy vetch) is the source of this 1416-nucleotide messenger RNA. RefSeq lists its product as uncharacterized. Gene Ontology annotation, molecular function: zinc ion binding. The transcript is spliced from 2 exons. NCBI's taxonomy places the organism in Eukaryota, Viridiplantae, Streptophyta, Magnoliopsida, Fabales, Fabaceae. The record is from RefSeq and is a predicted model, not a curated record. Bases 486 to 881 code for a protein of 131 amino acids.